This is a messenger RNA of Pseudophryne corroboree (corroboree frog), 7529 nucleotides long. RefSeq lists its product as uncharacterized. The record is from RefSeq and is a predicted model, not a curated record. The transcript has 7 exons. Gene Ontology annotation, molecular function: nucleic acid binding. The coding region runs from base 48 to 7424 and encodes 2458 amino acids. Gene Ontology annotation, biological process: DNA integration. Lineage: Eukaryota; Metazoa; Chordata; Amphibia; Anura; Myobatrachidae.
UGUCGCUGGAAGAGUGCGCGGCCGGGGACGUAGCCAAGCUGGACCAGAUGCUCUGGAACCGUCAGAAGGUGUUCUCCCGGCAUGAGGAAGAUUUUGGGUAUACGGAGGACCUGCAGCAUGAGAUCCGCACCGGAGACGCCCCCCCGGUUCGGGAGCGGUAUCGGCCGAUACCGCCCCGGUUGUACCAGGAAGUAAAGAGCAUGUUGCGUCAGAUGCUGGACAACCACGUGAUCCAGGAGAGCAAAAGUCCCUGGGCUGCACCCAUUGUCUUAGUCCGGAAGAAGGACGGGACUAUCCGGUUCUGUGUGGAUUACCGGAAGCUGAACAGUUGCACCGUCCGGGACGCUUACCCUCUCCCUAGGAUCGAGGAGUCCCUAGCUGCACUGGGCAAUGCGAAGUUUUUUUCGACCCUGGACCUGGCCAGUGGAUACUGGCAAGUGCCGGUGGCCCCCCAGGAUAGGGAGAAGACCGCAUUCGUCACUCCCAUGGGGUUGUUCGAAUUUUGCCGCAUGCCGUUUGGGUUAAACAAUGCGCCCGCCACAUUCCAGCGGAUGAUGGAACGGUGCUUGGGAGACUUGAACUUUGAAGCUUUGCUGAUUUACUUGGACGACAUCAUUGUGUUCGCCCCGACCUUGGAGGAACACUUUGCUCGACUCGACCUGGUUCUUCAGCGGUUGGAAGCAUACGGCCUGAAGCUCAAGCCCCGGAAGUGCCACCUGUUGAAAUCCAGCUUGGAGUACCUCGGGCAUGUAGUGUCACGUGAUGGGGUGUACCCAACCCCCAGCAAAGUGGCGGCCGUCCAGGAAUGGAAGGUGCCCACCACCGUCACGGAAUUGCGGGCAUUUCUGGGUUUGGUGGGGUACUACCGGCGCUUCAUCAAGGAUUUCGCCCGGAUCGCGGAACCCCUACAUGCCUUGCUUCGGGGGAUUGCGACCACUAAAAAAGCUGCCCUGGAGACUUGGGGAGAAGCGCAGAACCUGGCCUUUGACCAACUGAAAGGAAGUCUCACGGAAGCUCCGGUGUUGGGGUACGCAGACUUUGAGAAGCCCUUCGUCCUAUACACGGAUGGGAGUCUACAGGGGUUGGGCGCGGUCUUGGCUCAGGUCCAGGAUGGGCAGGAGCGGGUGAUUGCUUACGGCAGUCGUAGCCUGCGAGAGACCGAAAGGAACCCAGACAACUACAGUUCCUUCAAGUUGGAGCUACUGGCAGUGGUGUGGGCCGUGACCGAGAAGUUUGCGGAGUACUUGACCGCCACUCACGUGGAUAUUUUCACGGAUAACAACCCCUUGGCGUACCUGGAGACCGCCAAGUUGGGUGCCUUGGAGCAACGAUGGGUGGCCAGGUUGGCCAAGUUCUCCUACAAAAUCCGCUAUCGACCGGGAAAGAGUAAUGCCAACGCAGAUGCCCUGUCUCGUUUUCCGGUGGAAACCCCCGAACCUGGUGGGGAAGAAGAGGACUGCGGCGAAGAAAUGCCGGAUCUCACUCGUGUGCGGCAGGCCACGGCCGGAGAGUUGUACCGACAAAACGCCCAGACUGCCUUGCUUAGGUACACGGAGAUGGACUGGGCACAGGAACAGCAGGCUGAUGAGGAUUUGGACCUCGUUCGACAGUGGGUACAGAGGGGUCAUGUGCCAUCCCGCCAAGAGCAGGAUGGACUGACCGGGUUCUGUAGGAAGGUGGUACGUCGUUGGGACCAAUUGCGGGUCUGCACUGGUACCCUGCGGAGACGCUGCUACUUGGAACAGGAAAUGCGUACUGUGGAGCAGGUGGUCGUGCCAGAAACCCGGCCCAUCCAGACGAUCCGGACCAGUCGGCCACUGGAGAUGCUGAUGAUCGACUACGUGUUGAUCGGGGAAUCUGUAAGUGGGCACCAGUAUGCCUUGGUAAUGACUGACCACUUCACUAAAUUCACGGUAGUGGUUCCCACCCGAAACCAGACCGCGGAGUCAGCAACACGAGCGAUCGUCGAACAUUUCAUUCGGCGGUACGGUUGUCCUGAGCGGAUCCAUUCGGAUCAGGGUGCCUGUUUCCAGGGGCAGCUGAUGGAGCGCCUCUGCCAGCUUUAUGGCGUUCAAAAGUCCCGCACGACACCUUACCAUCCGCAGGGGAAUGGCGCCUGCGAGAGAUUCAACCGGACUCUGCUGCAGAUGCUCCGCGUGUUGGAGCGUGCCGAGAAGCAACGAUGGCCCGAACGUGUUCAGGAGCUGGUCUGGACUUACAACAACAGAGUUCACCACACCACGGGAUUUUCCCCUUUUUUCUUGUUGUUCGGCCGACCCGGACGGGAGGCACACGACUUACAACUGUCCGGGACUGAGGAGGUAACGCCCCUCGCCCCUGCCGAAUGGGUCGAGGACCAUCGCCUACGUCUGAAGGCGGCGCACGAGUUGGCUGGGAGGCUGAUCGCCGACCACCAGCAUCCACCUGUGAGGUCCCACGAGCCUGGAUCGUUGGCCGUGGGCCAGCGAGUGUUGGUGCGAGAGGUUCGCCCAGGGGGGAAAUUGACUGCCAGAUCUCUGCGCUAUUGUGACAUGUCUCAGCGUGUAAGGGCGACCGCUCAAAGCUGUCUGGUGGUAUUGAGACAGCUGCUGAAAUAUCUUCCUUUUCACACCCAGGAGAGGAGGAAAAAAAUGCAAAAAACUGCCAGAUCUCUGCGCUAUUGUGACAUGUCUCAGCGUGUAAGGGCGACCGCUCAAAGCUGUCUGGUGGUAUUGAGACAGCUGCUGAAAUAUCUUCCUUUUCACACCCAGGAGAGGAGGAAAAAAAUGCAAAAAGUAGAUGAAGAAGUCAUAAGAACAAUUAUAGACAAAUUAUAUGGGGUCAAAAGACCUAAAAUUGUGGAUAAAUGGAGAGAGGAAAUAGCCAUAUUAAUAGAGACUGAAAGGGAACUAGACCCAUGUAUGAUACCAAUAAUGAUAAUGGCAAAUGAGGAAAUUGGGAGGAGGUGGCAUAUUAUCUGGCCUAAGAAGAAAGAUGAGGAAGCUAGUAAUGCACAUAUAUCCACUUCUAGGGAUACCCCUGAAAGGGAAAAUGCACAUAGUAAUACACAAGGAAAUGGUGCAAAUGUAGAUGGGUCACAGUUUGAGACGAUGGUAGAUAGAGUAGUUACCCAGUUAGAACGCUGGCACUAUGAAGGGAGCUACAGGAGAUUACGAAUAUUUUCUGGGACGGUGCCUGUACCACUGGGUGAAGAAACGUACGAAUCGUGGAAGGAAGCUGCUGUUCAACAAGCUGAGGAAUGGCAAUGCCCUGAUCAAAUAAAAAGACAAAGAGUGGUUGAAAGCCUAAGGGGACCCGCCAUGGGAAUAAUACAAGCAGCUAGACGAAGUAAUCCUCAAGCUACUCUUGAGACGUAUUUCGAGGCUCUAGAUUAUGCCUAUGGUACGUUAGAAGAUGUAGGGGAUUUAACAUCUAGAUUACAUCAUACGUUUCAGGAACCUGGAGAAAAGUUAAGUACGUACUUAAUAAGAUUGGACAAACUUUUAUACAAGAUAGUAGAAAAAGGUGGAAUUACACGGGAUGAAGUGGAUAGAAGCAGAAUGAAACAGUUACUGAGGGGAGCAUUGACAACUGAUUCUGUAGCCCAUAAAUUUAGAUGCUCAGGAACAAGGGAACCUAUUCUUACUUUUAAUGAAUUGUUAAAAGAAAUAAAGCAGGAAGAAGUACUAAUUGAAAUGAGAGAAAAAACCGUAAAAAAAGUUAAAGUUGUUCAACCCUCUGUAGAAAUAAAUCCUUUAGAAGAUAAAAUAGUUAAAAUGAUAGAGGAGCAAAAUAAGAAAAUAGAGCAAUUUAUAUCCUCUCAAAGUAGCCGAAACUCAGGAAAUUCUUCUCAGAGGAGUAAUAACAAUUCAUCCGAUCGAGGAUAUGUACAAGUAACCCUUGAAUUUGAUAGGAAAAACUCUGAAGAGCCUUUAGAAGUACCUUUUAUUGCUCUUAUAUGUCCUGAAAUUCAGGGAGAAAGAAAUGGACCCCCUGUGAUUGUGGGGACUAACACCCAGCUAUACCAAGCACUAUCAAAUUGGUGCCAGAAUGAAGAUGGGCGAGUUGUAGAUGUAGGACAUACAUUACUGGUGCAACCAGAAAUAAAUUUUAGCGAAAGUAUGAACGAAUUUGAUGUUUGUUUUCAGGAAAGUGACCUAUUAAAAGAAGACCAGACCUUUUUAAUCAAGGAAUUAGAAUGCAGGAAACAAGCAUUCUCAACAGGAGAAUGGGAUUUAGGAGAAGCAAAAGGAGUAGAGCAUAGCAUAAAGUUAAAUGACACAAGUCCUUUUAGAGAGCGCUCCCGUAGGAUAGCACCUGCGGACUUUGAAGACGUUCGGUUACAUCUGAAGGGAUUACUGGAGAACCAAAUCAUUAUAGAGUCCCAUCAGUACACAGUUCCAAAAAUUGAUGAGGCAUUGGAUUGCUUACAAGGAAGCAGGUGGUUUUCUGUACUCGACCUAAGAAAUGGAUUUUAUCAGAUCCCUAUGUGCCCAGAAGACAGAGAAAAAACAGCAUUUAUCUGCCCAUUGGGAUUCUUUGAAUUCUUGAAGAUGCCGCAAGGUAUAAAGGGAGCACCUGCUACCUUUCAAAGGACUAUGGAGAAAGUUAUAGGGGAUAUGAACUACAGAGAAGUUAUUGUCUACCUAGAUGAUAUUAUUGUUUUUGGAAAUUCCCUUGCUGAACAUAACUCCCGACUACUAAAAGUGUUGGAUAGAUUAAUAGAGGGAGGAUUGAAGCUAUCCAUUGAUAAAUGCCAACUAUGUAGGUCCUCUGUGAAAUAUUUGGGACACAUUGUAGGGAGGGAAGGGGUGUCCACUGACCCUGCCAAAGUGGAUGCAGUAAAGAAUUGGCCCCGCCCAACUAAAUUGAAAGAACUUAGAUCAUUUUUAGGGUUCUGCGGUUAUUACCGCCGUUUCGUCCCAAAUUAUUCUAAAAUUUCAAAGCCUCUCACUGACUUGACUAAGGGUUAUCCUCCAAAUAAUAAAAAGAAAGCCAAUAAAGCAAUCUCCAAUCAUUGGUUCAAAUCAAGUGAACCAUUCGGAAAUAGAUGGGACCAUAAAUGUGAAAUAGCUUUUCAAGCUUUAAAAGAAAAACUGACUGGUGCUCCAGUCUUAGCAUAUGCUGAUCCAUCCCUUCCAUAUGUGCUUCACACAGAUGCUUCACAAGAAGGAAUAGGAGGGGUAUUAUAUCAGAAGUACCAAGGUGAACUGAAACCUGUAUCUUUUACUAGCCGGGGCCUAUCCAUUAGUGAAAGAAACUAUCCUACACAUAAGUUGGAAUUUUUAGCUUUAAAGUGGUGUGUAGUAGAAAAAUUCCAUGAUUAUUUAUAUGGUGUGCCUUUUGAGGUACACACUGACAAUAACCCCUUAACAUAUAUACAAACAACAGCAAAACUCGAUGCUACUGGACACAGAUGGCUUGCAUCAUUGGCCUUAUACAAUUUUUCUUUAAAAUAUAGACCAGGGAUUAAUAAUAUUGAUGCUGACUCACUGUCCAGGAUCCCCAACCAAGGCAACAGUGAUGUUGAAGAUGAAUGGAUUGAAGUGCCUAUGGGAGAUGUGAAAGGGAUAUGUCAUCAAAUACAAAUUGGAGAAAUGAUGCCAGGAGAAAUGUUAAGUUCUUUAGGAGCCACUUCCAAAGCUCUUCCAUUAUCAUACUGCUGGCUGAGUAAUUUGGAGCUAGAAGGAUUGCCAAAAUUUAGGAGAGGUCAAAUACAAGCUGAUCAAAAUCAAGAUCCAGAUAUAGGAGAUGUAAUAGUAAAAAUGACACAGAGUUGGGAUCAUAAGCCCUCGCUAGUUACCAAAGAAGCUAAGUUAUUUGAACGACAGAAGAACAAGUUAUUCUUAACAAAUGGGCUUUUAUAUCGUGUAACUAAAAAACAAGGAGGAAGUGAAAGGCAACAGUUAGUUCUGCCUAAAAAGCACAGAAAUAUAGUGAUGAAAGCUUUGCACAAUGACCAUGGCCAUUUAGGGUGUGAUAAAACUUUUAAGUUAAUAUCCGAUAGGUUUUAUUGGCCAGGAAUGAGGGAAGAAAUAGAAGACUAUUGUAGAAACUGUGGAAAUUGUAUAGUUCGAAAAACUGUAGUUAAGCAAAUUGCCCCUUUAGUAAAUUUUAACAGUAAUGGGCCUUUGGAUUUGGUAUGCAUGGAUUUUUUGACACUAGAAGUAGAGCCAGGAAAGAAAUGCCACAUAUUAGUGAUAACUGAUCAUUUUACCAGAUAUGCCCAGGCCUACGUAACACCAAAUCAAAGGGCAACUACCGUAGCAAACACAUUAUGGAACAAAUUUUUUGUCCAUUAUGGUCUUCCAAACAGACUUCACUCUGACCAAGGUAGAGAGUUCGAAAGUAAACUAAUAAAAGAGCUUUGUGCAAUUUGUGGGAUAACUAAAUCAAGGACAACCCCAUAUCAUCCACAAGGUGACCCCCAACCUGAGAGGUUCAACAGAACCUUGUUGGAUAUGUUGGGAACAUUGAAUCCUCUUGAUAAAAGGUACUGGAAAAGACAUACUGACCGUUUAGUACAUGCAUAUAAUUGUACACAAAAUGAAGCCACAGGGUAUUCUCCCUACUACUUAAUGUUUGGUCGGGAAGCCAGGCUUCCUAUAGAUGUAUGUAUGGGGAUAUCCACUAGUGACAAACCUGCUAUCUCUCACCUAAAAUACAUAAAGAAGUUAAGGGAGGAACUACAGGAGGCUUAUGAUAUAGCUGAAUGUGCAGCCAGGAAAUUGGGAUUAAAAAAUAAGACCAGAUAUGACAGGAGAAUACGUGAUCAUGAGUUAGUUCCGGGGGAUCGAGUCUUACUGAGACUCCUAGGGACACCUAGAAAGUUUAAAAUUUCAAAUAGGUGGAGGGAAGAUCCUUUCGUGAUUGUUGAGAAACUUUCAAACUUACCUGUAUAUAAGAUCAAGCCUGAGUCAGGAGAAAACAGGAUACUGACAUAUCACAGGCAGCAUCUAUUACCUAUAGGGAAAGAAGUUCGGUUAGAAGGGCUUGAAUUAAAUGAUAAUACCUGCACAACUAAUGAAAGAAUGGGAAAUAGAAAUGUAAUACAUAAUGAAUUAAGUAUUGUGGAUGACAUAGAUGAUGAGUCAGAGGUACAAGGGUAUUAUUAUAAGGAUGACUGUUUGGGUUUUGACAAAUUUACUGAUGAACAUGUUACUGAGGGUUCUCUAGGACAUGUGGAAGGUAACAUCCAAAAGCUCAGUGAUAAUAACCCUUGGGAAGAACAUCUGGAAUAUCAUGAUACUGAAAGCAGGAGAGUAUCAGAUAAUUCCGAUAGAUCUUCGCAUCUUUAUAGUGAGAUAGAAGAGGAACAGGUGUGGGAUAGGCCAAAAAGGAUGUGUCGGCCCCCUACUAUACUUACAUAUGACCAACUAGGGAUACCAUGCAAUAUACCUAGGGUGACACAUGCUAGCACUGUAUUGUUAUGGCCAUAUUUUUAAUGAUUACCUUAUUAAACAUAAGACAGGGAGAGCUUAAGGUAUGAUUAUUUACGUAGUAGGGUGGUGAUCCAGCAGAUAAUCUAUACUGGAUCAUGGAUCACCAGG